Molecule: messenger RNA, 1923 nt
Organism: Pseudopodoces humilis (Tibetan ground-tit)
Lineage: Eukaryota; Metazoa; Chordata; Aves; Passeriformes; Paridae
Gene: KCNJ4
Product: potassium inwardly rectifying channel subfamily J member 4
Biological process (GO): regulation of monoatomic ion transmembrane transport; potassium ion import across plasma membrane
Cellular component (GO): plasma membrane
Molecular function (GO): inward rectifier potassium channel activity
Source: RefSeq, a predicted model, not a curated record
UCCCAGCUCGCCAGAGGUGAAACCUGGAGCUGCCCAGUCCCAUGUGAGUGCUGCUGCAUGAGUUCCCACGCCCUGCCAGCUCCCACGGCCCCCUGACAUCUGAUGACAGAGCGAGCCAUGGGCAGUGUCCGAGUCAAUCGGUACAGCAUCGUUUCAACCGAAGAGGAUGGACACAAGGUCUCUGCGCUGGGCAGCAUGAACGGGCACAGCCGGAACGGGAAGGGCCAUGCUCCCCGGCGGAAGCACCGCAACCGUUUUGUGAAGAAGAACGGCCAGUGCAACGUCUACUUUGCCAACCUGAGCAACAAAUCUCAGCGCUACAUGGCUGACAUCUUCACCACCUGCGUGGACACGCGCUGGCGGUACAUGCUGAUGAUCUUCUCCGCCGCCUUCCUGGUCUCCUGGCUCUUCUUCGGCUUCCUCUUCUGGUGCAUCGCUUUCUUCCAUGGCGACCUCAACGCACCGGUGGUGGCAGGUAGUCCCUCUCUCCUCAAGCCCUGCAUCAUGCACGUGAACAGCUUCCUGGGGGCUUUUCUUUUCUCGGUGGAGACACAGACAACCAUCGGGUACGGCUUCCGCUGCGUGACUGAGGAGUGCCCGCUGGCUAUCAUGGCAGUUGUGGUGCAGUCCAUCGUGGGCUGCGUGAUUGACUCCUUCAUGAUUGGCACUAUUAUGGCCAAGAUGGCAAGGCCCAAGAAGCGGGCCCAGACCCUCCUCUUCAGCCAUCAUGCGGUCAUCUCCGUCCGGGAUGGCAAACUGUGUCUCAUGUGGAGGGUGGGCAACCUGAGGAGGAGUCACAUCGUGGAGGCCCAUGUCCGAGCCCAGCUCAUCAAGCCCUACAUGACGGAGGAAGGGGAAUACCUCCCCCUGGACCAGCGGGACCUAAAUGUGGGCUACGAUGUGGGUCUUGAUCGUAUAUUUUUGGUCUCACCCAUUAUUAUCGUUCAUGAGAUUGAUGAGGAGAGCCCCCUCUAUGGGAUUGGCAAGGAAGAGCUGGAGACGGAGAACUUUGAGAUUGUGGUUAUUCUGGAGGGGAUGGUGGAAGCCACAGCCAUGACCACACAGGCACGAAGUUCUUACCUUGCUAGCGAAAUCCUUUGGGGUCAUCGCUUUGAACCAGUUGUGUUUGAGGAGAAGAACCACUACAAAGUGGAUUACUCACGCUUUCACAAGACGUACGAGGUAGCUGGCACACCUUGCUGCUCAGCCCGGGAGCUGCAAGAAAGCAAGAUGACCAUCCUACCUUCUCCACCACCUCCCAGUGCCUUCUGCUAUGAGAAUGAGCUGGCACUUGUCAGUCAAGAUGAAGAUGAAGAUGAUGAUGAAGUGGGUGUGGUGUUAGGGGGCAACACCAAGGAGGAGGGAGGUAUCAUCCAGAUGAUGGAUUUUGGAAGCCACCUGGACCUGGAGCGGCUCCAGGCAACUCUGCCUCUAGAUACAAUCUCAUACCGCAGGGAGUCAGCCAUCUAACUCCUCCAGCCUCCCCAUUCUGCACCCAUUGGCCACAGUCUCCUCUGUUCCGUACCCAUACACUGGAUAAGUCCCUUCACCACCAAAUAAUGUCUCCCAUGAUUGCCUCUCAGCCCCCAAAUACACCAAGGCCUGGAGCUGCUCUGAUAUACUCCCUUUCUCAUAAGGUCAUACUGCCUGGGAGAGGAGUGAGGAUACACUAGUCUUUCCGGGUAUGCAGCUUGGGCUAGAACCCCUUUCCUGCCCAGAGACAGGAGAGCAGCAGGCCUGGUUUCUUGUCUCUGGAAAGGUGACAGAAGUCCCUGCCUUCAGUGGACAGAUUGGGACCCACAGCAAGUGUUUCUGCUGCUGAGGCAACAGCAGACUUUCUGUCCCCUCACACUAUGGGUAGGCCCCAUGGCUGUCAAGGGUCAUCGCCAUCACUGGGAGAGGAGUGACACCUAAGCACUGACC